AUGGAAAUAAACCUAGAAUUGUUUGAUAAAAUAUGCCGAGUCUGCCUAAUACAAUCUGUCGAAUUGAAAUCCCUGUUUACAAAUAUAGACGGUGACGGUCGGAACUUACUUGAAAUACUAGCUUUUACGGCGAAUAUUGAUGUUAAAAUUGAAGACAGCCUGCCAAAACAGGUGUGUAGGGCUUGCGAAUCUAUUAUGUGUAAGGCAGACGCAUUCAAACGUCGUUGCCUUGAGUCUGAGACCAUUUUGCAUAAUGUUUACCGCAAUACAAACGAAGUCACGGAGAAAACAAAAUGCAUUCAAAACUAUUCAAUUAAGGAUGAAAAGACAGAUUUAAAAGAGAAAUUAUGUGAAUAUAGUACUCUUGUAUCUCCAACUCCUUCAAAUAGCGGCUCGCACUAUGAUUUAAAUAAGAAAAACAUAGAUUUUCCAAUAUGUUCAACAACAGGUCUUAGUCUCAACAAAUUUAGCCAAGAAUUCUCUGAUAAAGGAGAGCAAACAGUUAAGAAAGAAACACUAAGUAUUAUUGAAGAAGAGAAUCAGUAUUUGGACCAUUUUGAUGAUGAUCAUUUUGACAGUAUUCCUUUAGAUAGUCUUAAGAAAAACCAAGAAGUGAAAACGGUGAACAAAAAAAUAGGUGAAAAGCCUUUUUUAUGUUCCCAGUGUGGAAAGGGCUUUAGUCAGAAGACCAAUUUAGCUCAACACACGAGAAGACAUCAGGGUUUAAAACCCUUUAAAUGUGAAAGUUGCGAAAAAAGAUUCGUCUCCAAAGGCGAGUUAGAUGCUCACACCCGCAAACACAGCGGCGCACACCCAUUCGUCUGUGAUGAUUGUGGGAACGGUUUCACAACUUCAAGUGCUUUAGUCAAACAUCGAAGGAUCCACACCGGAGAGCGUCCUUACCAAUGUGAUCUGUGCCCCAUGAGAUUUGCAGCAUCCGGUACUUUGAAGAAUCACAGAAGGACUCACACCGGCGAGAGACCUUUCCAAUGUUCAUACUGUGAGAAGGCGUUUGUUCAAAGAAAUGAUUUGAUAUCUCAUAUUAGGUGCCAUACUGGCGAGAGGCCAUAUAUCUGUAAUCAAUGUGGACAGUCUUUUAGAAAAGCCAGCGGGUUGAAAGCUCAUGUUAAAAUGCAUAUUAAGAACCCAAUAGUAGGAGUGAAUGCGAUAUUAACUAGCAUGCACUGUAUGGAGCAGUGA
Molecule: messenger RNA, 1200 nt
Organism: Arctia plantaginis
Lineage: Eukaryota; Metazoa; Arthropoda; Insecta; Lepidoptera; Erebidae
Source: the annotation of a GenBank genome assembly